Molecule: messenger RNA, 3673 nt
Organism: Tilletiaria anomala UBC 951
Lineage: Eukaryota; Fungi; Basidiomycota; Exobasidiomycetes; Georgefischeriales; Tilletiariaceae
Product: putative KGD1-alpha-ketoglutarate dehydrogenase
Exons: 3
Coding region: 85-3303 (1072 amino acids)
Biological process (GO): tricarboxylic acid cycle
Cellular component (GO): oxoglutarate dehydrogenase complex; mitochondrion
Molecular function (GO): oxoglutarate dehydrogenase (succinyl-transferring) activity; thiamine pyrophosphate binding
Source: RefSeq, a predicted model, not a curated record
CUGCUGCUGCAUCCAUCUAUCCCAAGGGAGCCCAAGAGCAGGCAAACUGCAGCCUCCCAUCCUCCCCAUUGCCGAGUCGCCGCCAUGCUGAGGAGCUACUCGCGCUCGGCCCGGCCCCAGCGUCUCCUCGCCUCGGCGCCACGGAGAGCGCUCGCCAUCGCCGCCGUUCAAUCUUCACUCGCAUCAAGAGGAAAUGCUUCCGCAACACCAUUAUUAUCAUUAUCGUCAUCAUCGUCAUCAUCAUCACCAUCAUCGUCAUCAUGGGCUUCAUCGCCUAAUGCACCCCUGCUGCGCGCACUGCACGCGUCGGCAGCACGCUCACAAGCUUCGUCGGCACCCCAAAAAGUCUCGCCACCGUCGGGAAACGACAAGUUCCUCGAGACAAACAACGCUUACUAUGUCGAGGAGAUGCACCGCCUGUGGCAGCAGGACCCUUCCAGCGUGCACGCCAGCUGGGAUGUCUACUUUUCGGGUAUCAAGAACGGCUUGCCAAGUCAGCACGCGUUCAGGCCGCCGCCGACGCUUAUGCUGCUCCCCAUGGAGGCACCCCCCGUCGACCUGUCCGGCGUCGCUUCUUCCAACUCGAACGUCGACGAUCUCUUGAAGCUUCAACUCCUUGUGCGUGCAUACCAGGUUCGCGGCCACCGCAUCGCCAACCUCGACCCUCUCGGCAUCACUAACGCCCCCUACGUACCAGAGGAGCUGACCAUCGAGCACUAUGGCUGGAGCGAGUCUGAUCUCAACCGAAAAUUGCGCCUUGGUCCCGGUCUACUGCCCAACUUCCAGCAGGCCGGAAUCAAGGAGAUGACUAUCGGCGAGGUCGUUGACACGUGCAAGAAGAUGUACUGCGGCCACGUCGGUAUCCAGUACGUACACAUCCCCGAUCGCUCGCAGUGCGACUGGUUGCGCGAGCGCAUCGAGACGCCCGUGCCGUACAAGUACACGACCGAGCAGAAGAGAAGCAUCCUCGACCGCCUCAUCUGGUCCGACUCGUUCGAGCGCUUCAUUGCCAGCAAGUACCCUAAUGAGAAGCGCUUCGGCCUCGAAGGCGGCGAGAGCUUGAUCCCCGGUGUCAAGGCGCUGAUCGACCGGAUCGUCGACAAUGGCGCAUCUAGCAUCACCAUUGGCAUGCCCCAUCGCGGACGUCUCAAUGUUCUUGCCAACGUCAUCCGGAGGCCGAUCGAGGGUAUCCUCAACCAAUUCAUGGGUAAGGACGACGGCUCAGAGGGCGGUGGAGACGUCAAGUACCACCUGGGUGCCAACUACGUGCGCCCCACACCUUCCGGCAAGAAGGUCGCGUUGUCGCUUGUUGCCAAUCCGUCCCAUCUUGAGGCGGAGGACCCGGUGGUGCUUGGCAAGACGCGUGCGCUGCAGGACUUUGCGGGCGACAAGGACCACGUCACAUCCGUCGCGCUGCUGAUGCACGGUGACGCCGCGUUCGCGGGUCAGGGCGUCGUGUACGAGACGAUGGGCAUGUACAAACUGCCCAAUUACGCGACCGGGGGCACGAUCCACAUUGUCGUCAACAACCAGAUCGGCUUCACCACCGACCCGCGCUUCUCGCGCUCGACGCCGUACCCCUCGGACAUUGCCAAGUCGAUCGACGCGCCCAUCUUCCACGUCAACGCCGACGACCCCGAGGCGGUCACGUGGGUGUGUCAGCUGGCCGCCGACUGGCGCAACCAAUUCAAGAAGGACGUCGUGAUCGACCUCGUCUGCUACCGCCGCCACGGGCACAACGAGACGGACCAGCCGGCGUUCACGCAGCCGCGGAUGUACAAGGCCAUCGCCAAGAAGGAGACGGCGGUGACACAGUACGGUCGUAAGCUCGUCGAAGAGGGUACAUUUACGCAGAAGGAUAUCGAUGAGCACCAGAGGUGGGUGUGGAGCCUGCUCGAGGAGGCCGCCGAGAAGAGCAAGGACUACAGCCCCGGCGAGCGCGAGUGGCUCUCCUCCGCCUGGGACGGCUUCCCGUCGCCCAAGGAGCUCAAGGAGAUGAUCAUCGACCACAAGGAGACGGGCGUUGAGGUCGGCACGCUCAAGCACAUCGGCGAGACCAUCUCGAGCUACCCCAAGGGCUUCAGCGUGCACCGCAACCUCGCCCGGAUCCUCAAGACCAGGGGCUCCACCGUCGACACGGGCGAGGGCAUCGACAUGAGCACCGGCGAGGCGCUUGCGUUCGGCUCGCUUGCCAUGGAGGGCUACUACGUCCGCGUGUCCGGACAGGACGUCGAGCGCGGCACCUUCUCGCAGCGCCACGCCGUCCUGCAUGACCAGGAGAACGAGACGACCUACACGCCGCUGCAGCACCUCAGCAAGGACCAGGCACCGUUCGUCGUGUGCAACUCGUCGCUCUCCGAGUUUGGCUGCCUCGGCUUCGAGCUUGGCUUCUCGCUCGUCGACCCCAAGAACCUGACCGUGUGGGAGGCUCAGUUCGGCGACUUUGCCAACAAUGCGCAAUGCAUCAUCGACCAGUUCAUCGCGUCCGGCGAGCGGAAAUGGCUGCAGCGCACCGGCCUCGUUGUCAACCUGCCGCACGGCUACGACGGCCAGGGCCCCGAGCACUCGUCGGCGCGCAUCGAGCGUUUCCUACAGCUCUGCGACGACCACCCGUUCGUGUUCCCGUCGGAGGAGAAGAUGAACAGGCAGCACCAGGACUGCAACAUGGCCGUCAUUUACUGCACCACUCCCGCCAACGUCUUCCACGCGCUCAGGAGGCAGGUCCACCGCGACUUCCGCAAGCCUUUGAUCAGCUUCUUCAGCAAGAGCCUCCUGCGGCACCCUGAGGCCCGGAGCAAGCUCCAGGACUUCCUCCCCGGCUCGGGCGGCUUCCAGAAGUACAUCCCCGAAGCGCACGCUGAGGAGGGCAAGGACGAGUUGUUGCCCGCCGACCAGAUCAAGAGGCACAUUAUCUGCUCGGGCCAGGUCUACUUUGCGCUUCUCAACUACAGGCGCGAGAAAGGCAUCAAGGACGUCGCCAUCUCCCGUCUCGAGCAGAUCAGCCCCUUCCCGUACGACCUUAUCACUCCGCAUCUCGACAAGUACCGCAAUGCCGACCUCAUGUGGGCCCAGGAGGAGCCACUCAACAACGGCCCAUGGGCCUAUGUUCAGCCACGUCUCCGCACCGCAUGCCGCCACACUGAGCACCACAAGCAGCGUCUGACCGUCGUUGCAAGCAGGCCGCCAUCGAGCUCGGUCGCGACGGGUAACAAGAAGGCGCACCAACAGGAGGUGGAGAACCUGCUGCGCGACUCGUUUGACCUCAGCCUCAAGGCGUCCAGUGCCGAUGAGCUGCAAGUGUAACAAGGUACAUAGCAAUCGCGUGGGCAAAGGAGAUACGCAGGCGGCCCUUGCGGUGCCGCAGAGCUGCUUGCCGACCUCCAUGACUAUAUGUCCGUAGAUGGGACGGAAAAGAGCCAGAUGGUGGAAGAUCCGUUUCCUCCUUUUGUAUUCAAUUUGCAAAUACAAGAUUCAGUCCGAAGAUAAUGGAAUGCGGCGCAAAAUCAUUUGUUUUGGUUUCAGAGGCACCAUGCAUCGGCUGAAACAUGAGCUCGGCCACCUUCAUCACCAUUGCCACAUCGGGCGGUGUCGGUUGAUGAUCAUGCGGAACGCUUUACGAUGAUCGUACAUGUGAUGAACCGCGACGGCGUGACGCCUCAAGGACCCAUAUUUA